Molecule: messenger RNA, 4915 nt
Organism: Archocentrus centrarchus (flier cichlid)
Lineage: Eukaryota; Metazoa; Chordata; Actinopteri; Cichliformes; Cichlidae
Product: CKLF-like MARVEL transmembrane domain containing 3
Exons: 5
Coding region: 164-679 (171 amino acids)
Cellular component (GO): membrane
Source: RefSeq, a predicted model, not a curated record
UUCCACCUCCGAGAAGCUUCACGCCUCUUCAUAUCUCUUUUGUGUGUGUGUGUGUGCGUACGUGUGCGUGCGUGCGUGCGUGUGUGUGUAUGUGUUUUACAUUAAAUGCGCUACACUACGCGUAGUUUGAGCAGCCAGAAACUCGAGGAGAGUUAUUCCAACAAUGGGGGACAUCGAGGCUCCCAGCUCGAGUCCGACGCGCCGGACCGUCCUGCAGUCUAUUCUUCCCAGCAAAGAGUUCGCCACAUCCAGGAAAGGAAUGCUGCUUAUUGCUGAAGUGGUUCUGUCCUUCAUAUCAUUUCUGUGUUUCGCGGGAUCCGGAGCAGCAGCAUUCGUGACCGUCCCCCUGCUGGCAUUCCUGGCUUCUCUCUUCUUGCUGUUCGGUUACUCCACGAAAUUCAACGAGAGGUUUAAAGGCUUCUGCUGGCCUCUGAUGGAUUUCAUUAGAUGCGUGACUGCCUCCAUUAUCUUUUUCAUCAUCUCAAUAAUGGCGGUGUCCAAAUAUGCAGACGGUUCCUCAAAGGCUGCUGGGAUAUUUGGGUUCAUUGCCACCAUUGUUUUUGCCUUAGAUUUUUAUUUCAUUUUUAAUGAGCUGGCAAGUUUCUUGAAACAAGGAGGGGAGUCCAACGAGGAACCAUCAGGACAGCAAGAUGAAUUUUCAGACUCUGACUCAGACUGAAACUGUGGGGCUCUUUGCCAGAAGAUGUGUGAUCAUGCAGUCUAAACCUUUGUAGUAGAAAUCAGCACUGCUGAUCUGCCAUUUGCAAAGACCUGCCAGCUUUUUGUGCAACAAGGUUACAUAAGGACCUUGCGUAUCAAGGUCAGAUUCAUUGUUGGUCAGUUUCAAGUCAGUAAAGAUGGAUAGAGAAGGUUGUAGUGCAUUUCACACAUUAGAAACACAGCUGUUUAAGCUGACGCACCAAACACGCUCGGCUUCUGUUUUACUGAUUGUUGCAAGUAGUUUAUAAAACACAUUCUGUUCUUUUUCAUGUUCAAACUCACAUCCAGUGUCUUAGAUCGUUUGGAGAAAAUGUAAGAACAUCACUCGGACUGUCACUCGAAUACUUCCCUAAAGCUGUGAAACUGUUUCUUCUCAUUUUAAGGAGAAGCAGUUAUGAAAAUCAAAAAUGUGCAAAUAUUAUGUCUAAAUCUGAGAUAUUGACUUCUGGGGGAAAAUAUUGUGACCCUCUUUAUAUGUAUGCACAUUAGAAGACUGCAUUAAAGGCCUUAGUGAAUAAAUGUUUACUAAUGUACUAAUAAUGAAGCCGUGUAGUAACAAAGACAUUCAGACCAGGGGGGCCUGCUUAAGUGGCGUAUCAUCAUUUAUAAACAGCAUUAUAUUUUUAACUCUGCUUCCUAUAAAGUCUGCACACUGUGUAAAAAUGCAACGAUAUGCAAAUCAUUUAAACCCUAUAAUUAAUUUUAAAUGGUACAAAGACAACAUAUUAAAAUGCUGCCUUUCAGAAUUCUUCUUGUUUAUUUGAAAAUUGUAUGCUGAUUUGAUUACAGUAAAGCGUUUCCAAAAAAACAGUGAAGGGUGGCAUGUUUACAGCUGUCGCAUUACAUCCUUUCUGUAGUCUGUUAAAAGGAACCAGAGGAAUCGUUGAUUUGAUUUUGAAAACAAAAUGUUUUUUUUUCCUUUGUUUCUUGUUGAGGGAUUUCAGCUGCUCAACAACUGCAGGCUUCCUUUGCUGUAUUUUUAUUUUUACUUUAUUUUUUUCUAGUGUUCCAAAUGUUUUUAGUAGGUGUCAGGUCUGGACUACAAGCAGACCUUGUCUUGCUUAAAUAAGCACAGCCUUUCAUCUGGAUAUAAGUACGUGUCACUCCAAAACCUGCAUUCAUCAUUCAGCAUAAAUAAUGCCUUCACAGAUGUACAACUAUACCUUUAACGAUUUCCAUACCAUCACCCAUGCAGCUUCAGGCUCCCUUUUGAUUUGAUUUUUUCCACUUUGCCUGAGUCUAUACUAAACAAAUGUCCACAGAAGGCAGCAGCAUUUUCUGUAGCUUGUUUGUAUUUUUUUUUUUUUCUUACUUUGUAAAGAAAAUUUGUGGAUGUAGCAACACACUCAAAAUUCAAAACGAAAUGAAACAAAAUUAAAAUAUUAAAUAAGUAAUAUAUGGUUUUUGUACCAUUUUAAAUUACAUAGAGUAAAGAUACUUUCAGCUGCUCCCUUAUUUACAAGGGGUGGCCACAGUGGGUAGCGCCAUGUGUUUGAUUUGGCAGAUUUUUUUUUUGUACACCUGAUUCAAUCCCAAAGGGAUUUGUGUCUCCUCCUGGCAUCAAACUGGGGAAUUUUACAGGGUUUUAAUGACUUGCAAUCAAUUGUAUUUUGUUUUUAUUUACAUUUUACACAGUGUUUGGAUUUGGUUGUAAAAAAACAUGUAGCCUAUAGUAUAUUAAAAAAGAGAUUGGUUGGCUGGUUACAACCUCUGUCCAACUGUGGUAGAUUUAUGAAAGUAUAUUUUAAAAUCUGAGGAUGAUCUUUGUUUAUCUUAUGUCAAUUUCCUCCUGUGAGUUUUUGUGAUGUGAAUUAAGGCAUGGAGACACGCCUGCUUUGUGACAGAACUUAAGCAUCAGAUAUUGUGCUACUUUUUCAGACUUACUCAGUUAACCCACUUUGGCUUCCUGCUAUAUUUUUGGUUAUUUGCUGUAUGGAGUUCUUCCAACCUGUGUGUGUGUGCAUGCGUGUGCGCGCGUGUAUGUGCAGUUCAUUAAAGCCAUUUCAUGCCGUAUUACUUCGAGAAAUUCUUAAUAUCAGCUACAGAUGAAGGACAAAAUUAUUAGCUCCCCUAUGAAAUUUAAAGUUUUUGUCAAAAAUUUCCAAAGUGCUUUUUUAACAAAGCAAGGGAUUUUCAACAUAGCAUUGCUAAGCACAGUUAUUUCAGAAAAAAAAAGAAAAAUUACAAGGGUCAAUAUUAUUAGCCCCCCUGAAAAAAUGGACCUUUUAUUGAGCCAUAGCACAAACCACUGCUGUGCAGCGAUUUAACUUUGUAAUGCUCAAAGUUUGCAAAAUCAAGUUAAAGCCGAGGGUUGUCUUCCAGUUUACACACAGUAUCAAAACCUCAGCAGGGAUUUGAGCUGUCACUUGAGAAAGCGUCAUCACCAAAAGAAAUCAGUUUAGACUUGAGAAAAAAGAAUUGUUGAUGCUCACAGAGCAGGAGAUGGAUACAGAGUUAUCACAGCGUUUCCAAGUGUCAGGAACUGGAGUGACAAGUAUCAGGAAAUUCAAACAUAGUACACAUAGUGCAUAGUACAGAACAAGCCUGGCAGAGGUAGGAAGUGAAACAUUUCAAAAACCAGUGAGAGAUGUGUCUAAAGACCCUAAAAUAACUGCCAAGAAACUCCUGAAUGACUUAUGUCAAGUCGGGAAUUGUAGUCUCAAAGAUGACAAUCAUUAAAACUCUGUACACAGAAAUGGGCCACAAGGUUGCAGACCAAGAAAAACUCCACUUCUGCAGAAGAGACACAGUCAAGCCAAACUGAAGUAUACUAAGGACAACCUGGAGAAAGAUUAUGCAUUCUGGAAGUGCGUCCUUCGGUCUGAUGAGACAAAUCCUAGAGCUCUUUGGCCACAGAGACGCUGCUUAUGUUUGGAGAAAAAAAGGGAGAGACGUACAACCCAAAGAACGCCAUCCCCACAGUGUAAGGUGGGAGUAUUAUGCUGUGGGGAUGCUUCAGUGCAUCUGGACCUGGGAAUCUCAUCAAGGUAGAAGGAAUCAUGAAGAAAGAAGGGUAUGUGAAAAUUCUGAAAGAAAACCUUAAACAGCAACAACAACCCAAAACAUACAGAGCUCCUGGUGAAGAACUACCUCCAGAAGACCAAAGUGAACAUUACUGACUGGCCCGCACAAAGCCCUGACUCAAAUCCCACUGAAAAUCUGUGGGGUGAAGACCAAGGUCCAGGCCAGAAGACCAUCAAAUCUGGAGGAGCUUGAGAGAUUCACCAAAGAAUGGGCUGGGAUUGCUCAGGAGACAUGUACUGCAUGAGGCUUGUUGAAAAUUACAACAAAUGACCUCAGGCUCUAAUCCAGCAAAAAGGAUACACAAUUGACUAUUAGCAUACGGGAGCAGUAGUUUCUGGUUUUUGUAAAAUAAAUUAGUUUCUGUCUGCAAAGUAAAAUAAUGUAAACACCCAAAAUAAAACUAAUAUGUUUGGAAAACCUGCAAUAAAAACAGCACAGCACUUAGGAAACACUUAAAAAAAAUGAACUUUUCAUAGGCCAGCCAAUAAUUCUGUCCUCACCAGUUAUGUGAAUCAUCAUGUGUUUUUUAAUUUGUAUUUUUGAUAUUUCUGUUCAUCCACUGCCACUACUGACAAAUUAGAUGCACUAGAACGCCACAGUGACUGUUAAUGAAAUCUCCGGCGCACUACACGAGUGCUUCAACAGCACUGAAUUAAAAACAAAUGACUGAGAAUCGGCCACUGUGGCAUUUCGAACGUUUCAGUUAAUCGGUGCAUUGAUAGAAUGGUAAAAGUUUAUUGAUUUGUUACAGCUGUAGCUUCAUGUUUUAAGGUUGAGGUGAAAUAAACAAAAACAAAAAAAAAAAAGAGAGAAAGACUGCAGAUCUAUGCAAGAUAAGAGCUCAGAUUGGGCUGAUUUUAUAAAUCUUCUAUGUCCUGUGAAGAGCAAGAAUCUCCUAAACAUUAAUUUUUAACAAGUUUAAAAAGAUAACAUUGGUACAGACACUGUGAAAGUGUAAAUUUCAAACAUUCCAAAAUGGUUUUAAGUGAUUUAAUUGAGCCAAAUAGGAGAAAUUUCAGUUUAUUUGAAAGAUUAAAAUACAUCCCCACACAGUACCAUUUUAUAAACGAGUACUCUUGUAUGCAGUUGAAAUGUUGCCUGCUUGAUGUCUGUUUUAUCUUUUCGGAUUUUUGUCCAAAAAAAAAAAAAAAAAAAGUUUGAAUAAAAACCU